Cajanus cajan (pigeon pea) is the source of this 2152-nucleotide messenger RNA. Lineage: Eukaryota; Viridiplantae; Streptophyta; Magnoliopsida; Fabales; Fabaceae. The record is from RefSeq and is a predicted model, not a curated record.
AAACCAAUAAUACGCUUAAAACCAAUAAUCUGCUUUUCACUCACCAUUGUUGAACCUUCCCUUGUGUCUCUGUUUCGUUGACAUGGUGACUUCAAAAUUUUGAUGUUUCUAUUAAGCGGAUUGUUCGUUUCACCAUAAUGUGGUGAUUGCUUGGGCUUUAAGCCAGUUGAGGGGAUGAUGAGAUGAUGAGAUGAGCUAUUCAGUUACGGCAAGUUUGAGAUUUUAGAUAUUCCCCUUACGGAAGUCUUUUUGCAUUGUGGGGUUCUCUCUCCUUCUUCCACCUUUUUAGAAUCUUUGAUAUUGCGGAUAAUUGCUGACAAAUGCAGUCAAUGUGAUCUGUGUGGAGAGUCCAAAAACCUUCAUGUCGUCGGUGAAAUUCAUACGCGGGCAGUAUUUUAAAACCUUAAAAUAUUGUUUGCUCGAAAGAGAACGAAGGUACAAGGGAAGACACUGAAGUAGCAAGAAUAUAUUCUGAGUUUGCAUGAGAUGAAACGGCCUACUUUGACUCUGAUAGUAGGACUUUGCUUAGGCUUUGUGACUGGGGUGGGUUUGGCAAUUUCGAUUGCAGUAUGUGUCAUAUGUGGAAGGAAGCGCACAAAGGUUGGGAGGAGCAGUUCUCAGAAUGCAGUGACCGUUCCUGUUAAUGCCAUAGCGGUUGAUUCUCACUCAACAUUAUCGGACGGCCUGGAGUCUCCCAGAACAUCUGAGUGGAGUAACACGCCUCUAUGGUUGGAAAGACUAAGGAAGAAGAGCGCAGUGUCAGUAUGUGGAAUUCCCAAGUAUUCUUACAAAUAUAUACAAAAGGCUACUUCUAAUUUCACAACCAUCAUAGGCAAUGGAGCAUUUGGUCCUGUUUAUAAAGCUCAGAUGUCCACAGGUGAGACAGUGGCAGUUAAAGUUCUUGGUACUAAUUCAAGACAAGGAGAACAGGAAUUUUUAACUGAGGUUUUAUUACUUGGAAGAUUACAUCACAAAAACCUUGUGGAUUUGGUGGGGUAUGUGGCAGAAAGAAGACAACAUAUGCUUCUUUUCAUUUACACGAGCAAUGGCAGUCUUGCUUCCCAUUUGUAUGGAAAGCAUGAGCCAUUGAGCUGGGGUUUGAGGCUAAGCAUAGCACUAGAUGUUGCAAGGGGACUGGAAUAUCUACAUUAUGGGGCUUCUCCACCUGUUGUGCAUCGUGACAUCAAAUCUUCCAACAUACUUUUGGACCAUUCUAUGAGAGCCAAGGUCACUGACUUCGGGCUCUCCAGACCAGAGAUGAUCAAACCUCGCACAUCAAAUAUCAGAGGAACUUUCGGAUAUCUUGAUCCUGAGUAUUUGUCUACAAGAACCUUUACUAAGAAAAGUGAUGUAUAUAGUUUUGGUGUACUACUAUUUGAGCUUAUCACUGGCAGGAAUCCACAGCAAGGGCUCAUGGAAUAUGUAAAUCUAGCAGCAAUGGAAGGUGAGGGUAAGGUUGGAUGGGAAGAAAUUGUUGACAUGCAAUUAAACGGAAAGUAUGAUUUGCAUAAUCUUAAUGACUUGGCUUCACUUGCAUUCAAAUGUGUUAAUGAAGUCUCUAAAAGCCGACCUCCGAUGUACGACAUUGUUCAAGAAUUAUCUCAGCUUCGUAAGAGGCAUAGUAAAAAUCAUAGUCGAGCAUCUUCUGAUGCAUUAAAGGAAGUCUCCAUUGAAGUGGACCAGCUUGAAACUGACAAGUUUUCAACAAUUGAGAGUACAAAGAUGCUGCGCAGAUUACAUAGCCGAUGAUUUUUAUGAGUUUGCUAGUGCUUUUGGAGUUUUUUUUCUUUUGUUCACUUAACGAUUUAACUUCUUUACCACACUAGAACUAUGAGAUAGAUGAUUGCAUAGCCGAUUAAUCCGUGAAUCUGCUAGUGCUUUUGGAUGCGAAAUUAGUAUAUGCAUUUUAUUUUGUUUACUUAGCAAUUCAAAUUGUGAAAUAGAUGGGGUAUAAUAUCGUGAUUUUGUUAGGGGAAUCCCGAAUCCUACACACAAGUUCAAUAAGUAAAAAGUAUAGGUGGGGAGUGUGAGGGUUAAAAAAAGUAUGUUGAGUAAACUUCAUGGUUCGCGAGCAUGCAAAAAAAUGACUUAUUUUCAUCGUUCAUAACUUUUCACCUCAUCGCGAGCCUAUUCUCGUGACAGUAUAAUCAUU